Fulvia fulva is the source of this 942-nucleotide messenger RNA. RefSeq lists its product as uncharacterized. Bases 1 to 942 code for a protein of 313 amino acids. The record is from RefSeq and is a predicted model, not a curated record. The transcript has a single exon. NCBI's taxonomy places the organism in Eukaryota, Fungi, Ascomycota, Dothideomycetes, Mycosphaerellales, Mycosphaerellaceae.
AUGAUCACACUACCACGCCCCCGCAACCCACCAUAUCGCACUCCCACACCCAAGAACAGCCCGCCACCUGACCAAGAUGCUUCACCCAAGCGCAAGAGGACCGAGCAGUCGCAGGUGAAUCCAGUUCCUUUGUGUGUGAACACUGCGACUCAACGGGAGCUCACGCCUGAAACUGGAGCGAAUAGUCCGAGGACGAAGGUGGCGGAGAGGUUUCAGGAUUUGGAUUUGGAUCUUCGACAUGUGUCAAGCCAGGAUGGAGAGCUAUUAACGGGUAGUUCGCAGUCGCCGAGGAAACGAGUGAAGAGGAAUCCUCACUUGAGGGAGGUGUAUGCGAGGGGCGAGGAUGUGCGGACGCCGGGGAGUGGUGGGGUUGGGGUGUUGGAGGUGGCGGAGACGCCGACAGCGCAUGAGAUGGAGAGUGCUAUGUCUUCCUCAUCACCGGCCUCGCCUACGACAGCUUUAAAGGGCUUCCAAAACCCUCCUCUAGAGCCCUCACGCGUUCCAUCCUCGAGUCCACCCUUCAAAAGACGUCUCUCCCCUCCACCCUUCCAACCGCCCUCACCUCCCACCUCCGCUUCCACUUCCACAACCGCAGCAACAGCAACAGAACCUCCCAUCCCGAACUCCUCCACCUCCGAAGACCAGGACCUCGCAGCUCUCACCUGGCAAGAAUCGGAAAUCACCGGCCACGAAAUCGACGUGACGUCUCCGGACGAUGAUGGAGAGGGGAUCAACGGGAUUGGGUUCCGGCCUACGGCGGCGAUUGCCUAUGCGAGGAGUCAGAAGCGAAGGAAGGCGGUGGAGGAGUGGAAGGCCAGAGAGGCGAGGGAGGCGAGGCAGAGGAGGAUGAAUAGGAGGAGGGGUGGGUCGAGUGAUCCGGUCGUGGAGGGGGAGGGGGAAGGGGAGGCGAGGAGGAGUGUCAGGUUUGUGGGCGUUGGGUAG